AUGGCUUUGAGGGAAGUUAGUCGCAAUGUGCGGGUGCUGCUCGGUCAUAUUCAGCGACAUGCUUCGAAACAACCAGCACGAUGUGUCAGCCAGGCUGCAGCCAAAGCAGAGCCCGCGGUGGAGCAGAAUGAAGCUGUCAGCCCCACAUUUGUGAACAGAAACCCCCGGAACCUGGAGCAAAUGGCUUUAGCUGUGAAGGACCGAGGAUGGAAAACUAUUUGGCCCCAUAAAGAGUUUUAUCACAGAUUAGUAUUUUCUCGGACACAGCACCACAUGACAGCAGAGGUGUUCUCCAGCUCCUCCCCUGACCCCGUGAUCACCUGUUCUACUAAAGAGUGGGCCCUGAAAAAGGAACUGCCCUCCACAAACUGUGUGGCUGCGUCUCAGGCCGUGGGCCAGGUCCUCGCCCUGCGGUGCAGACAGGCUGGCAUCACGAGGAUGGUGUUUAGAGCAAUACCCUGGACCUACCGCUCUGAUGCUGUGCAGUGCUUCAGAAAAUCCAUGAAAGAUGGUGGGAUUAUUCUCAGUGAACCACGACGAAAAUAUAUUGGUACAUAA
Knipowitschia caucasica is the source of this 558-nucleotide messenger RNA. NCBI's taxonomy places the organism in Eukaryota, Metazoa, Chordata, Actinopteri, Gobiiformes, Gobiidae. The record is from the annotation of a GenBank genome assembly.